CAGGGAGCAAUUACCAAUUUUUACAAAACUUCAGAAGAUAUCAAUCUAAAUUGUAAAUAGACCGAAACUAAAAAAGAUUUAUUAAAGGACGAAACUCUCCUCUUCCCCACACCAGGCCCAUGGUCCCACCACUUUAGGUCAACGUGAUUGGAAGAAGAGAUAUAAAACUCCACAUAAAAAUAGCUGUAAAUCCAAGAUCCCAGGGAUAGGCAGCGCCACCCCACCACCCGCCACCAGUGCUGGCUGUCUCUGCAAUUUUGACCUUCCUUUAUCAGAUUCACAGGGACUUCAGAGAGGGAGAAAUCGGAAUUGGAAGGAAGGGUUCAGAGUUAAACUGGGAAUCAACCUUGGACCCUUUUUUUUCGUAUAUAAGAAAGUUGAUCUGGGUCUUUAAGGUCUUCAGAAGGAGAUUCUUUUGAAUGUUAUUCAAAGCAGGCGGUGGGGACGACGAUGGUUUCGGAUCCGAAUCUAAUUUACUACGCUUGCGUAGCCAGAGGGACCAUAAUUCUUGCUGAAUUCAAUUCCAAGCAUGCGGAUCUUGGAUCCCUAGCCCGGGAAUGCCUCGGCAAGACCCCGCCUCUGCAUUCGGUUUUCUCCCACACCGUUCGCCAGAGGACCUACACCUUCUUAAUCGAGGACCCUUUUGUUUAUUUCGCCAUUUUUGAUGAGAAGCUCGAGAAUUCCGAAGGGUUGGCCUUUCUCAAGGGUGUCAAGGAGGCGUUUAAUGACGUUGCCGGGACGAAUUCAGGGAAGAAGCGUUUGGAGCAUCUGAGUUCUCAUUCUUUCCAGGGGGAAUUCAACCCCGUUUUUCAUCAGCUGUUGACUUGUGGGGAUUUGGAUGCUGUUGUUGGUUCUCCCAGUGGCGUUCAAUCUGGUCAUGGCAGGAAUGUGAGCACGGAUUCUUCGGUAACUGGAGGAGGGAGUGUGCCUGUUGGAAUGCCUUUGCUGGCUAAUGGGUCCAAGAAUUUGACGAUGAAGAAGAAGAAGAGGUUUUUAUUGGGUGGAUGCUUGGUUGGGCCUGGUGGAAAUGAGAAAGAUGAAAAGAGUGUUAAGGCAUUGGAUGGGUCUGAUGAUGGUCUGAUUGGACUAAGCUCCGAGUUUAGGGUGGUGAUGAGCAACAAGAAUGGAUUAUAUGCUGCAGGGGAAAUGGGGCAUCAGAAAGCUAAGAAGGUUUGGAAGAAGCAUGUGUGGGUGGUGCUAUCUAUGGACCUCAUCAUUUGUACAAUCUUGUUUGUUGUGUGGUUGUGCAUCUGCAGGGGUUUCAAAUGUAUUGAUAGUUGAAUUUGAAGUUGGAUUUCUUCAUUGAAGCUGUCCGGAAUCUUGGGAACUGGAUGUUUUUUUCAUCUGCGAUGAUGUUUCUUAUCCAUCUUUUUUUAGUGCUUCAAUAUGGAUGGAGUGAAGAAGGGGAAUACAAGGAUUUCCCCAGGAGUAAACAAAAUAAAUACUGUCUGACGACGAAGGGCAACUUUUUACUGUAUCGUAUCUGUGCAGAGCAGCUGUAAUUAAUUUCUAUGCUGUCUCUUCAAGGAUAUGGUGGUAGUUUGCAUUUUGGGUUGCUCUUCUGGAUUGUCUUAACUGUAUCUCUAUAUGGUCCCUGUAUUUGGGUUCCUUCUUUCUUUCUUUUUUUUUUUAUUUGCAUCAACUGUGUAUAUUGCAGAAUGCAGAUAUUAUGGCACUAAAAAUUUUAAGUUUGAAGAAGCAUAUGGUUGUGGAUGCUGUUGUGCAUUAUUGUACUGUAAAUCUUGUUUGAACUCUUUUUGUUUAUGGUGGAAAGUAUUGAAUAUUGUUCACUUCCAGUGUGAACUUUUGUUUAUUGUUCACUUCCACUUAUUAUACUGGCUUGCAAUUUCUGCAUUUGUUAUCAAGAAUUGCAGUAAAUGUAAUGUCACCCCUAUUUUGUUCGACAUUUGAAAGAGAUCCCAAUGAGUUUCAAACUGAACAUUUUUAGACCUAAAAAUCAGGCUGGUUGGAGAAGCAAUUACAAUUAUCCAUCUAGCUGGUGAUCGACAC
Messenger RNA from Oldenlandia corymbosa var. corymbosa, 2010 nucleotides. NCBI's taxonomy places the organism in Eukaryota, Viridiplantae, Streptophyta, Magnoliopsida, Gentianales, Rubiaceae. The record is from the annotation of a GenBank genome assembly.